GUUGCCUGCUCUUAAAGGCUCCACGUUGCUGUGUGGCAGAGUCUGUCGCGCCGUGACCAGACCUGAAUCAUAGGAAGGACUCAGGGGGCCCAGGAAACUCAACGAUGGACUCAGUGGCCAUUGAUGACGUGGCUGUGAACUUCACCCUGGAGGAGUGGGCUUUACUGGAUUCUACACAGAAGAAACUCUACAGAGAUGUGAUGUGGGAAACCUUCAGGAUCCUGGCCUCCAUAGGAAAAACAUGGGAAGAUCAUGAUAUUGAAAAUCAGUACAAAAAGCAGGGGAGAAAGCAAACAAAUCUUAUGAUAAUGAGACUCUGUGAAAGUGAAGAGGGUAGUCAAUGUGGAGAAAACUUCAGCCUUAUUCCAAAUCUCAGUCUGAACAAGAAACCUACAGGAGCUAAACCAUGGGAACGCAGUGCAUGUGGAAGAAUCUUCAUGCAUCAUUCAUCCCUUACUAGGCAUGUUAGAUGUCACACUGAGCACAAACCAUAUGACUAUCAAAAAUAUGAAGAGAAGCCAUAUAAACAUAAAGAAUGUGGGAAAGCCUUUACUUUUCCCAGUUUUCUUCAAAUACAUGAAAGAACUCAUACUGGAGAGAAACCCUGUGAAUGUAAAAAAUGCAGUAAAACAUUCAUUUCUUCCAGGUCUCUUCAAGUCCAUGAAAGAAAUCAUACUGGAGAGAAACCGUACGAAUGCAAGGAAUGUGGGAAAGCCUUUGUAAGUCCCUCAAGACUUCGGUCACUCAUGAUCUUUCACACUGGAGAUGGACCUUAUAAGUGUAAGGAAUGUGAGAAAGUAUUCAUUUCUCCCAGUUCAUUUCAAAUACAUGAAAGGAUUCACACUGGAGAGAAACCCUAUGAAUGUAAGGAUUGUGGGAAAGCAUAUAUGAAUCUCUCAAGCCUUCGAUCACACAUGAUCUUUCACACUGGGGAUGGACCUUAUAAAUGUGAGGAAUGUGGGAAAGCCUUCACUUUUCCCAGUUUUCUUCAAAAACAUGAAAGAACUCAUAGUAGAGAGAAACCUUAUCAAUGUGAAAAAUGCAGAAAAGCAUUCAUUUCUGUUAGUUCUCUUCGAGGACAUGAAAGAAUUCAUACUGGAGAGAGACCGUAUGAAUGUAAAAUAUGUGGUAAGGCCUUCAGGUUUUCCAGUCAUGUUCAUGAACAUGAAAGAACUCAUACUGGAGAGAAACCCUAUGAAUGUAAAAAAUGCACUAAAGCAAUUACUUUUUCCACUUCUCUUCAAAGACAUGGAAGAAGUCAUACUGGAGAGAAACUCUACGAAUGUAAAAAAUGUGGUAAAGCAUUCACUUCUUCCAGUUCUCUUUGAGUACAUGAAAGAAGUCACACUGGAGAGAAACCUUAUGAAUGUAAAAAAAUGCACUAAAGCAUUUACUUCUUCCAGUUCUCUUCGAAUAUAUGAAAGAAUUCAUACUGGAGAGAAACCCUAUGAAUGUAAGGAAUGUGAGAAAGCAUUCGCUUAUCUCAGAUCACUACGAAAACAUGGAAAAUGUCACACUGGAGAGAAACUGUAUGAAUGCAAGGAAGGUGGGAAAUCCUUUAUUCCUGAUGAAAAUUUUAAAGGAUACAUAAGAAUGCACACUAGAGGAAAAAGUGUGUAAAUAUAACGAAUGUGGGAAAGCCUUUUGUCAUUCCAGUUCUUCCUGAAGGCGUGAAAGGACUCACUUAAUAAAAACCUCUUGAAUGUAAACAGCAUGGGAAGGACUUCAAUUGGCCCAUAUCCUUCUAUGUGAAACUCCACCAAUAAGAAAUAUAAAUAUAAGUAAUAUGAGAAAGCUUGAUGGAAAUUAAAUUUUAUAUAAUGCUCUAGAAAAAUUUCAAUAUGAAAGAGUUAUAAAAAUUUUAACUGUACUGCAUUUAUCAUGGGUCUUAAAGUUCAACAUUGGAUUGUGGAUUUCUAUUAAUUACUUUCAAAACUGAAUAUUGAGGUGAGGUCAUUCUGUAAGUCAUCCUUCAUCAGUACUACGUAAGAAUAAGAGGCAGUGCUUUUCCCUCACAUCAUUUAAAAUAUUUUCUUUUUAAUUUUUUAAUAAUGUUUUAAUUGUCCUGAGUUAAGGGGCCAUUGAAAAAUGACGUUGUAUUUGUUGUGAUUUUUUUUUUUAUGAAUACAAUUCCUUUAUUAUAUGUGUGUUUUGUAAAUAUAUUUCCUCUUAAUUUUUGGC
Molecule: messenger RNA, 2181 nt
Organism: Equus quagga
Lineage: Eukaryota; Metazoa; Chordata; Mammalia; Perissodactyla; Equidae
Product: zinc finger protein 564-like
Exons: 4
Coding region: 105-1328 (407 amino acids)
Biological process (GO): regulation of transcription by RNA polymerase II
Molecular function (GO): DNA-binding transcription factor activity, RNA polymerase II-specific; RNA polymerase II cis-regulatory region sequence-specific DNA binding
Source: RefSeq, a predicted model, not a curated record